Cloeon dipterum is the source of this 1950-nucleotide messenger RNA. Its product is annotated as pyridine nucleotide-disulfide oxidoreductase domain-containing protein 2-like. Lineage: Eukaryota; Metazoa; Arthropoda; Insecta; Ephemeroptera; Baetidae. Gene Ontology annotation, molecular function: oxidoreductase activity. The coding region runs from base 107 to 1834 and encodes 575 amino acids. The record is from RefSeq and is a predicted model, not a curated record. The transcript has 11 exons.
UCGGAGACGCCUCUAAUGCUUAUGCUGCUUUUGGGUGCGUAUAUCGUUAGUCUAGACGAAUACCUGGAUCAAGGAGCACGUACACGUCUCUGGCGGCGAUAACAAAAUGCUCAAACUGAGCCGGAGAUGGGUCAACAUACAAGAUGUGAGGCUGAUGGCGAAACGCAGCAAGUCCUACGACGCCGUCAUCAUCGGAGGAGGUCACAACGGUUUGGUGUCGGCGUGCUACCUGCAAAUUUCAGGUGCGAAGGUGUGCGUGCUGGAGCGCCGGUCUAUCGUCGGCGGUGCCGCUGUCACCGAGGAAAUUGUGCCCGGCUUCAAGUUUUCAAGGGCCUCGUACGUGCUCAGCCUUCUAAGGCCAGAAAUCAUUAGAGAUUUGGAGUUGAAGAAGCACGGUCUAAAGGUGCAUUUAAGAAAUCCCUCGUCGUACACGCCGAUCCACGACAGCCUGUGGGCCAAAUAUCCUGCCAGGUCACUGACCCUGAGCAGCAGUGAGGAAUUCAAUCAAAAGCAAAUAGCGCAAUUUUCUAAAAACGAUGCAGAGGCUUAUCCUAAAUACGAAAAAUACCUGGAGAGAAUGGUCGAAGCGAUUGAGCCACUUUUGGACUUGCCAGCGUCUUCAGUUAACAGACUUUUAAACGGUGACCAAAGCGUUUUGAAAAAGGCAUGGAGCGUAUAUAGAAAUAAGAGAAUCCUCAAGGCAGCAAAUUCCCUGAUAAAUCUCGGUGGUGAUCUGAACAAGUUCCUCGAGCUCAUGACCGCGCCGGCCACCAAAAUCCUGGACAGAUGGUUUGAGUCGGAGCCCCUGAAGGCAACUCUAGCUACGGACGCUGUGAUAGGAGCCUUUGCCAGCCCCAGCAACCCCGGAACCAGUUAUGUCCUGCUGCACCACGUGAUGGGUGAGCUGGAGGGCGUGAAAGGCGCCUGGGGCUACCCCGAGGGGGGCAUGGGGGCGGUCACCCAAGCCAUGGCCUCCAAGGCGAAGUCCCUCGGCGUCGACAUCUUCACCGACACGGAGGUGAAGGAAAUCAUUUGGGACGAGCACAAUGGUGCCCAGGGGGUAGCAACAACUAAGGGAGAAGAGUUCAAAGCGAAACUGGUCCUUUCCAACGCCACCCCAGAGGUGACCUUCAUGCGACUUUUACCAAAAGAAUCCCUUGGUGAAGAGUUCAGGAUGGCCGUGCAGAGCAUUGAUUACGAGUCGCCGGUCACCAAGAUAAACGUUGCCGUGAAGGAGCUUCCCAACUUUCUAGCCGACCCAACGCGUGACCAGGGGGUGGCAGGACCCCACCACCAAACGACUAUCCACUUGAACUGUGAGAGCACCGAUCUCCUUCAGAAUGCUUACUCAGACGCUAGAGAGGGGCUCAUUUCUAGAAGGCCUAUGCUAGAGAUGGUAAUUCCGUCCACUCUGGACAAGACCAUCGCACCACCAGGAUGUCACGUGUGCCUGAUCUUCUCGCAAUUCACUCCAUACCACUUGAAAGAUGGCAGAGUAUGGAGCGAGGAAACAAAGGACUCAUACGCGAAACAGGUGUUUAAUAAUAUUGAUGAAUACGCGCCCGGUUUCUCGUCGAGUAUCAUUGGCUUCGAGGUGCUGUCGCCACCUGACCUGGAGAAAACCUUUGGACUGACAGGAGGGAAUAUUUUCCACGGUGCUUUAUCCCUGGACCAACUCUUCACUCUGAGGGUUGGAGGCGGAUUUGGCCCCUCGGCCCCGGAGACCCCUGUGAAGAAUCUGCUCUUGUGCGGAAGCGGAGGACACCCAGGUGGAGGCGUUAUGGGCGCCCCUGGCAAAUUAGCGGCGGAGGAAGCCAUACGAUUACUCAAAUGACAGAUAUUUUAAGAGGAGGAGUGAAAAUCUGUGCUAUUCAACUAUUCAAUAAAAUUUUAAUGAUUAUGUUACAAUAAAUAACACAUGCUUCAAAGCUAGCGAAAAACAGAAAGCGA